Messenger RNA from Ipomoea triloba (trilobed morning glory), 1755 nucleotides. Its product is annotated as polyprenol reductase 2-like. The transcript is spliced from 7 exons. NCBI's taxonomy places the organism in Eukaryota, Viridiplantae, Streptophyta, Magnoliopsida, Solanales, Convolvulaceae. The coding region runs from base 514 to 1527 and encodes 337 amino acids. The record is from RefSeq and is a predicted model, not a curated record. Gene Ontology annotation, biological process: polyprenol catabolic process; dolichol-linked oligosaccharide biosynthetic process. Gene Ontology annotation, molecular function: 3-oxo-5-alpha-steroid 4-dehydrogenase activity. Gene Ontology annotation, cellular component: endoplasmic reticulum.
UGGUCUUGCCAGCCCAAUUUUUGUUCCCAACAGCUGUGGAAAAUAAAAUCCGAGGUUCUACCUCAGAUUUUGUUUUCCUGUAAAUGAAGGAACCUACUUCCCAUGGGAAUAUAAGUUCCUGCCAACCAAACAUGGGAAGUGAGCUAUUUUUUGAUUUCAGGGAACUCACUUCCCAUGGAAAACAACUUCCAGCCAACCAAACAUGCCGUGAUGAGUGUUUUUUUUUUUAAUAUAUAUAAUAUAAUGUAUAUUAAUAUUAAUAACAAGUUAAAAUCAUUCACAAUCCCUAACUCUCCUGGCCACCUUAGCCUGAACGCCGUCUACCACCAGUGACCAGUCUACUCGCUUCUCGCCACUGUAGCCUCACCGCCGCCUACCACCGUUGAAGACCGACCGGAGACCAGAGAGAGUAAUUGCUGGGCAGAACAGCACAGAGUUAGUUGAUAGUAGACUGAGAAGAUAUUGCUUAAUAGGAUAUAUAGUUGUACUACUGAGUAGGGUUUUACCUUCACCAUGGAGCUGGGGCUGGUUACCAUGUUGAGAGCAGCAUGGAUUGCAGCGAUUAUACCCAUUCUCAUUGCGUUGAUUCCUUCCUCUAAGCUUGGUUGCUUUCACGAAUUCCUGCUGGGUUUUGCUAAGAGAGGCAAGAUCAUGCAAUCUUCUAAUAAUAAAUUUACUGUUCCUCAGAAAUUCUUCUGUCAGUUUUAUAUUCUUGCUACUCUUUGGACCACUCUUCUGCUGGUUGCAAUGUCACUUUAUGCAUAUAUGACUACAACAGUAAUCUCUGAGUCAUCACUUUUUUCUAGCAUUGUAAGCGAUUUGACAGGAGGCUCACACAUUCUUUCCCUGCAUACAUCAAAUUCAUCAAAGGAAAAUAGACGCAAAGUUCUGCUAUCUGUCUUUCUGCUUUUACUAAUGGAAACCCAGGCAUUGCGACGUCUUUAUGAGUCAAUAUAUGUAUUUAAAUACAGUCCUUCUGCCAGAAUGCACAUUCUUGGCUACUUUGCAGGCUUAUUUUUCUACACAGCUGCUCCUUUAUCGCUUUGCUGCAAUUUUGCUCUGGAGGUUUUGAAAUUCAUAGUGAGUUUGGUCCAAGAGUUUAUUGUUGAAGGGAAUGAUAGAAUGCAAGUCACCGAGUUUGAUUGGUGGGGAUUUGUAAGCCCUCUGAUGCAACUAAGAUGGUAUGCAUGGGUUGGUGCAGCGAUUUUCUUUUGGGGUUGGAUUCAUCAGCACUGUUGCCAUGCUAUUUUGGGCAAAUUGAGGAAGAACAGAGAACAAUUUGAUGAUUACAUGAUCCCUCAUGGUGAUUGGUUUGAAUAUGUUUCGUCUCCACAUUAUCUGGCUGAGAUAGUUAUAUAUGGUGGUCUUGUGGUUGCAAGUGGAUGUUUGGAUCUCACAGUGUGGCUACUCUUCAGUUUUGUGGUGGUAAAUCUUGUCUUGGCAGCCACAGAAACGCAUAGAUGGUAUCUGCGUAAAUUUGACAACUACCCCAAAAAUCGCUUUGCCAUUCUGCCCUUCCUAUAUUGAUGAUCAGGCUCUCUGCAGUUGCAGUUCUUCCGGGUUUUAAUCUGUUGUGCUGAUCAAGGUUUGCGUAUUUUUCUUAUACUCACGCAUACACUUCUAACACAUGUAAUUAGCUGCAGGUUGAUGAGCCUGUAAGUAACAGCCAUACUAUUAUAGCAAUUAUGGUAUAUGGACCAAAAUUUUUGACAUCUUACAUGAUUUUAUUUGAUUAACUCGGGAUAGAUUAGUCCA